Oppiella nova is the source of this 369-nucleotide messenger RNA. NCBI's taxonomy places the organism in Eukaryota, Metazoa, Arthropoda, Arachnida, Sarcoptiformes, Oppiidae. The record is from the annotation of a GenBank genome assembly.
GGUAUAUCCCAUUAUCACGAGACUCUUGGAGAGGCUCUUCAGGGCGUGGAACUCGAGUUCUCCGGUCUUAACAUCGACUUCAAAGCAAAUGUGGGACAAACACCUUAUUGUGAGGUUCAGCUGAACGAAGAGAAACUUCAGGAAUUCAUAUAUGCGGUGAAGAACUACUACUGGUAUCAGAUGUAUAUCGACGAUAUGCCCAUUUGGGGGAUCGUCGGCGAAGUGGAUGAGAACGACAACAGCUAUUACUUGUGGACACACAAGAAGCUGGACAUCGGCUACAACGGCAAUCGGAUCGUCGACGUGAACCUCACGAGUGAAGUGAAAGUGAAAUUAGAGCCAAACAAGAAGAUUGCGUUCACUUACGAA